AUGGUUAGGAAUCCAGUAUUAAUCAAUCAAAGUGGUGAUAACAAUGCUCAUUUUCCUAUCUACACUCCGAUGACCAAUUUUCAGACUCACAAUAACACUUCUUUGGGUAUUAACCGAACUCCAGUUAGCACUCCAAUGGUUCCUUAUGAAAGUUGCGGUAACGCCACGAGCAUCAACAAUCAGAAUCAGGUGACAACAAAAGGAUUAAAAAAAAGAGUUAAAGAUGUCCAAACAUCAAUUGGCAAAAAGGAUUUGAGUGUUGAAGAAGAAGAAGCUUUGACAAACGCGUGGUUAAAUGUGUCUUUGGACACUAUUGUGGGUAACAAUCAAAAAGCUAUUGCCAUGUGGGUUCGUAUCCAUCAAAUAUGGAAGGAAAACAUGGGGCCUGGAUGCAAAUAUCUUAGAUCUUCUAAUAGUUUACAGUGCCAUUGGUCCAUAAUACAAGCAGCGGUAAACAAUUUUGCAGGACAUUAUUCUAAACUAGAGAGACAUCCUCAGAGUGGUACAAACUCAAAAGACUUGAUUCACAAGGCGUUGGGUAUGUACGAGGAUAUAGAAGGUAGCAAAUUUAAAUGGGUUCAUUGCUGGGAAAUAAUGACUAAAAAUCCAAAAUGGCAGUCGAAACAUGAUAAGAACAUUGCACCAGAUACGCAAGCGGGUGAUGAAAACAAGUCGCCUACAUCUGAAGAAUCUUUGUUGAAUAUCAUUGAUGAUAACAUAACACCUGAAAGUAAUAACUGUGAUGGUGUGGGACGAGCAACAGGAAGAAAAAAGAGUAAAGAAAAGAAGCGAAAGUUGCGUGAUGAAAAUUGA
Striga hermonthica is the source of this 813-nucleotide messenger RNA. Lineage: Eukaryota; Viridiplantae; Streptophyta; Magnoliopsida; Lamiales; Orobanchaceae. The record is from the annotation of a GenBank genome assembly.